Molecule: messenger RNA, 3474 nt
Organism: Gekko japonicus
Lineage: Eukaryota; Metazoa; Chordata; Lepidosauria; Squamata; Gekkonidae
Gene: SMG8
Product: SMG8 nonsense mediated mRNA decay factor
Exons: 4
Coding region: 62-3118 (1018 amino acids)
Biological process (GO): nuclear-transcribed mRNA catabolic process, nonsense-mediated decay
Source: RefSeq, a predicted model, not a curated record
GCCCCGCGCUUCCAAGCCUUGGACCUCCGCUCUUGGGGAAGCGCGUUGCAGAUCCGCGAGGAUGGUGGGCGCGACGCCCGUGCGCAGCCCGGUGAACCUGCGGGAACUGCUGCUGGCCGGGGCGGAGGGGGGUAGCGCCACCACCACGGAGGGGGGCAGCCCCGCCACCACGCCCACCAGUAGCGGUGGCGGUGGCGGCGGGCCCGGGGUGGCCUCCCCCGCGGAGGAAGAGGAGGUGUGCGUGGUGGGCAUCUUUGGCAAAACGGCUUUGCAGCUCUGCUCCGAGAAGGCGGCCUUGGUGAACACGGUCUGCGACAGGCAAGUGUUCCCUCUCUUCCAGCGGGAGACCGAGGCCAGGCCGGCGGACGGGGAAGGCGUCGAGCUGGCCGCGGAGUCCCCUGCGCCUUCCUCCUCCUCCUCCUCCUCUUCCUCGUCUUCUUCCUCCUCUUCUUCUUCUUCCUCCUCCUCCUCCUCCUCUUUGCAGGGGGAUUACAACCUCUUGCAAGCCUAUUACAGCCCGGAGUGCAAGGUGCUCUACCUGGUGCUCACCUCCAUCUGCGACAGCCGCCAGCUGCUGCAAGCCUGUAGGGACCUCGAUGCCAUGGGGGAUGGCCGGGUGCCUGGGGGCCUAGGGGGGCACCCUGCCCAAGGUGGCUCCCCACUGCCUCACGCGGAGGCCCACGAGUUUUGGAAGCACCAGGAGAAACUGCACUGCCUCAGCCUGCUGUACCUCUUCUCCGUCUGCCACAUCCUGCUGAUGGUGCACCCAACGUGCUCCUUCGACAUUACCUACGACCGGGUUUUCCGGGCUUUGGACGGGCUGCGGCAGAAGGUGCUGCCCUCCCUGAAGUCUGCCAUCAAGGACUGCCCCGUCGGCAAGGACUGGAAGCUCAACUGUCGGCCUUGCCCGCCCCGCCUUCUCUUCCUCUUCCAACUCAACGGGGCCCUCAAAGUGGAGCCCUCUCCGGGCAGGGGGCAGGAGCUUUGUGGGCAUCUGGAGAAGCCUCCCCCGAAGAAGCACUCCCCCAAGAGGAGGCUCCAGCACGCUCUGGAGGACCAGAUCUACCGCAUCUUCCGCAAGAGCCGGGUGCUGACUAACCAGAGCAUCAACUGCCUCUUCACCGUCCCGGCCAACCAGGCGUUCGUUUACAUCGUGACGGGCGGAGCUCAAGAGGGCGACGACCCCAUUGCAGUCUUGCUGGAUCAGCUCCGCAGCAACUGCACGGCCCGAGAGGCGGAGUCCAUCUUGACGCCUGCCUUGACCGGGCCCAGGAGGUACCAGAUGAUGCGCCAUGGGCGGCAGCAGCUAUCCUUCCACGUGGAGAGCAGCAGCUCUGGUUCUUCGGGCCAGCUGGUGGACUGCACCUUGAAAGAGUUCCUUUUCCAGCACGUUGAGCUUGUCCUUGGCAAGAAGGGCUUCGAUGACAGCGUGGGCAGGAACCCCCAGCCGUCCCACUUCGAGCUUCCUACUUACCAGAAGUGGGUGGCCACUGCCCUGAAACUGUAUGAAGUAGCAAUUGAAGGCAAAGACAGUGACCCUUCUUCUGUUGCUGGGGAGCUGACUUCCAAGAUUUUGAGCAGCAUCAAAGUCUUGGAAGGCUACUUGGACAUCGACACCAAGUUCUCGGAGAACCGUUGCCAGAAGGCCUUGCCGAUGGCCCACAGUGCAUACCAGUCCAACCUGCCGCAUAACUACACCAUGACGGUGCAUAAGAACCAGCUGGCUCAGGCCUUGCGGGUGUACAGCCAACAUGCCCGGGGACCGGCUUUUCACAAGUACGCCCUGCAGCUGCACGAAGACUGCUACAAGUUUUGGAGCAACGGCCACCAGCUGUGCGAAGAGAGGAGUCUGACUGACCAGCACUGCGUGCACAAGUUUCAUUUGCUCCCUAAAUCAGGGGAAAAACCUGAACCGGAUCGGAACCCACCAGUGUUGUACCACAACAGCCGUGCUCGCUCCACUGGGGCCUGCAAUUGUGGAAGGAAGCAGGCACCCAGAGACGAUCCCUUUGACAUCAAAGCAGCAAAUUAUGAUUUCUAUCAGCUGUUGGAAGAGAAAUGUUGCGGCAAACUGGAUCAUAUCAACUUCCCCAUAUUUCAGCCGAGUACACCAGACCCGGCCCCGGCCAAGAAUGAAUCGUCGGCCAGCCCUUUGGAAGGGGAAGUGGAAAAACUGAAGGAGAAGGAGCCGCAAACUCAAGGCGAAAGCACCAGCCUGAGCUUAGCUCUCAGCUUGGGCCAGUCCACAGAUAGUUUGGGUACCUACCCUGCGGAUCCACAAGGUGGAGGGGACACCACAGAGGCUCAUGGGCAGGCUGCAGAAUCCAAAGGGGAAAAGAGGCCAAGCUUGGUAGACCGUCAGGCAUCCACGGUGGAGUAUCUCCCUGGGAUGCUCCACUCGAAUUGCCCAAAGGGUCUUCUGCCCAAAUUUUCCAGCUGGUCACUGGUGAAACUCGGCCCUGCCAAGGCUUACAACUUCCACACUGGCUUAGACCAGCAGGGCUUCAUCCUAGGGACAAACUAUUUGAUGCCUUGGGACAUCGUGAUCAGGACAAGGACUGAAGAGGAGGGAGACCUGGACACUAAUUCCUGGCCAGCUCCCAACAAGGCCAUUCCCGGGAAGAGAAGCGCGGUCGUCAUGGGGAGAGGAAGGCGUCGGGACGAUGUGGCUCGUGCCUUUGUGGGGUUUGAGUACGAAGAUGCUCGCGGCCGGAGGUUCAUGUGUUCCGGGCCGGAGAAAGUCAUGAAGGUGAUGGGAGGGGGACCGAAAGAAUCGGCCAUCAAAGCUCUCAACUCCGAUAUGCCUUUGUACAUCUUGUCAUCCAACCCGGGGCGAGGGCUGAAACCACACUACGCUCAGCUGAUGAGACUUUUUGUUGUGGUUCCCGAUGCGCCUCUCCAGAUAAUACUGACACCGCAGGUCCAACCAGGGCCCCCUCCUUGCCCGAUAUUUUACCCUGAGAAGCAAGAGAUAACUCUUCCUCCUGACGGACUGUGGGUCCUUCGAUUUCCUUAUGCUUAUGUGACAGAACGGGGGCCCUGCUUUCUUCCGAAAGAAAACCAGCAGUUGAUGAGUUACAAGGUUAUUCGAGGGAUUCUAAAGGCUGUGGUACAAUAGCAACUAUUGGACCUCAAAGACUGAAUUAGUUUUGGAAGUUAUUUUUCCUUUCCCCCUCUCCCCCCAUCCCCAGCAUUCCCCUGAAAUGUAUGACGGAUUUUGAUUACUCACUGUUGAGAUUUUGAAAGUAAUCACUGCUUUGAUUUCAUGAAACCAGUAUAUGUACAAUUUUGAAAUGAUCUAUGCGUGCCAAAAAGGAUGCUGAGAAAGGCAGGAAUAGUCAUACUGAAGACAGGUUCUGGCUAACCCAUUGCAAUUCCAUAUAUUGGGGGGGGAUUGAUUUGUAAAACAGCUAUACAAUGGAACAUUCACAUAGAUUCUGGAUCCUGACAGCAUGAGUCAUUUGAGUGGAAAUA